This is a messenger RNA of Durusdinium trenchii, 993 nucleotides long. Lineage: Eukaryota; Dinophyceae; Suessiales; Symbiodiniaceae. The record is from the annotation of a GenBank genome assembly.
AUGGCCUUCGAUUCCAUAGAGGAGAUCCCAUCCUAUGACUUGUUGGAGGAUGCAGAUGCCUUGGAUUGGCUUUGGCUUCACUCCAAGCCCUGGAAGAUCUUCAGUUUUUCGCCCGUCCAGGCCGAACGACGACACAGUUUCUCCGUCUUCGAGAACCUGGCAGCCAAGAGGGAGUGCCAUGAAGCUCUCUUCGGUCAAGGACGCUUGUUGCUUUUGGAUGGCAAGUCGGAGGAGGCCUUGGCCUUGUUGGAAGAGGCCAACAAAAGUUCUUGCGACGCGGGGUACUUGAGUUGGUUCGCCUGGGCCUUGUUGUUGGUCUCGAAGGAUCAGAGCUUCUACCGGCGCUUCUCAACACAGCAGCGAUCCAACAGCUGCUGCAAGGACGCACUGGUUCUACAUCCCGGCUUCUCCUUGGCUCUACGCUGCCUGGCACACCUGGAACCCGAAAGCAUCCCCAACUCGGUGGGUUUGGAUCCUGUGGCGCACUUGGUGGCCUGUGGCAGGCAGGCGCUGGACGCCUCCACGGCGCAGCAGCGGCGUCAAGGCGCCAGCGCGCUGCGGAGCUUCCUCGCCGAGGUCCAGAGCCCUGAAGACCUUCCCAACGUUUGUCUCUUGCUGGGCACCUUGGGCGCGACUGCCAGCAGCUCUGGAUGUCCAGCGGCGACAUCCAGUGGCUGGGUCUCGGCCAAGCUGAUGGCCUUGGAUUCUCUUUGGCGCUAUUGGACCAAGAGCAAGCGGCCCAACCGCGCAGCGGAGGCAGCCUUGGUGGCCGUAGGCGCUUUGCGCUCAGAACGUCAGGCUUGGCAGCGGGCAGUGGUCUUGGCAUUGAAGGCGCGCGGAAGGGGACAGGCGACCGGGAAGACUGGCGACCGGGAAGACAUGCCAUUUUUGCCUUUUUUCCAGACUCAGAAAGCAGAAACCGAAGAGAGAUUUUGUUUGCAUGGAUACUUAGAUACUACAGCUGCGAAAAGAUGGGUGAAAAAAGCUUGUUAA